AUGGGGGACGAAGUCAAACGGUUAGCAUUAAUAGACGCAGGAAAAUUUAAUACACUCAUGGAAAUGUUAACUGAGAAUCGUAAUAGACAAAAACUAUUGAACAAUGCAAAACGUAGUGCUGAAGACGCGGGUCUUAUUGAAAGUUGUGCAACUGUUUUAAAAUCUGUUAAAAAUAAAUCCUCAACUGCGGGUAAUGACGUUAUUAAUUUUCUAAAAAAAACUGAUAAUUAUCGACAAUCUGUGGGGUUAGAUAAUGAAGAUGAUAAUAAUAAUAAUGAAAAACCAAUUGUCACACCCGCACCACCGCCCGCAACUGCGGGACCCGCAGGUGCAAACUACAAACCAGGUACAGUGGCGGCUUCUACAGCAAAAAUUGAAGAGCAUUCUCGUACAAAUGGUGUAAAACCUUCUGCAAAUGGUGUUCAAUUUAAUGGUGGAAUGAUCGGUGUUUCUUAA
This is a messenger RNA of Paramuricea clavata, 456 nucleotides long. NCBI's taxonomy places the organism in Eukaryota, Metazoa, Cnidaria, Anthozoa, Malacalcyonacea, Plexauridae. The record is from the annotation of a GenBank genome assembly.